GCAUCACCGCAUCACCGCAUCACCCCACCACCUUCACUAAUAUUAUUCCUACCUACCCUAGGUAGGUACCUACUAGGUGACCGCUCGCAAAGCAUUUUAACCUAUAAAUAUUCCCCUCCGUACCCUACCCGGUAUCAAUUCAAUAAUUAAACUUGAACGAUAUCCGACAAUUAAUUCCUGAUUUCCGUUUGCCAAUUCAUUCUUCAUCCUCCAUUUUCUUUACCGCGCCAUCACAACGAACCGCGACAAUGGCGCAAAAACAACACGCUACCGAAUUCGAGAAGAUCAUCAAUGCCGGUCGUGAGCGCAAGAAGAAUGAAGCACUUGCUGCACGUAUCUUCAAGCGAGACAAUCCGCGCCGACAGAGCGCCCCCGCUGCCGGCUCAUUAGCAAGCCGAGUUGGUGUUAAGAAGGCACCCAACAAGCGACUAUCGUCGGCGGCGCGUGUUCCAACUAGCAACAUCAAUGGCGAAUGGACUCAUGACCUCCAUUCUAACGCACCUGCCAGACGUGGCAACCAACGUUCAGAUCCCAACUCGCUCGCAGCGCGAAUUCAUGCUCCAGGCACCACCUUACCUACCGUACGCAACGCCCGCCCCGCUCGUACUGCCAAACUUGCAAAUGCCUUCGAGCGCAGCAAUGCAUCUGCUGCUCUGCAACAACAGGUGAAUAUGCGACGACCAGUGCAGCCAGCAGGCCAAGGCAUAACAAUCCGAGGCCUAGCAGGUCCAUUCGUCGUCAUGGCACAAAACUUUGCGCCAGGUACAACGGCUGCCGAUAUCGAGAGCGCUGUAACCCCAGUUGGCGGUGUUGCUACCGCUUGCCGACUAGUCAAGACGCACCCAAUUGUGAUUGCUGAGAUCGUCUUCGAGAGUAAAGAGAGCGCUGAUCAAGUCAUCCAGACCUUCAACAACCAGACCGCUGAUGGAAGAACGCUGCACGUAUACUUGAAGCCCGCUGGCCCCUACAGGCCCGCUCCACCUACAGGUCCCCGCGCCGAUCGCCACAUCGAGACUCGACCUGGUAGCAACAGCGUCGUACUUGACGGCUCGAUGGGAUUUGGUGACGCGAUGGAUACGGAUACGGCUGACCCCAGCUACUCGAACGGAGGCCUCUACAGUGAUAACAUGGUACCUCCAACCCAAUCCAACGGUACAAGCGGACGCAAUGGUAACCGCCGGGGUAGAGGCUUCCGAUCUGGACGAUAGGAGACCCAGAUUGAGGCCAAUACUAGCACAACUACAUACCAAGGAGACGAUACCCCCCAACCCUUUGAGGAUUUAUACCCAGAUCAUUACCACCCACCUUACAUUACUCGUUGUCAGUAUUGUGGGAGUCAUAUUUGACCCAAGUAACCCAGAAAGAUGCGACUCUGGCAUUAGCGAGAGUGCACGAUAUACAACGAAGGAACGACCAAACGAGAAAUUAAGAAGUUAAAAAGUCUUACAUACUCGCAUCCAUGCGUCUAAGAAAAGGGAAACUUCUCAUUGACGCAUAGGCCCACAAGAAGAAGGAAGCUAAGCAUGUAGCAUCUUCCCCAUUGCUCCUAUAUAAAGGAGGAUAUGGGGGGAAGAUGUAGGCAUGAUGCAGAAAGCAUGCAUAUGUUUUUCUUUUGCCGGGGUUUCUUUUUUAAUACCUGUACCAAUACCAACCAAUCGCCUAGCCUACCUAGGGUAUUAUACGUCCCGUACGUCUGUUACCUAGUACCAUCCUAUUGGAGCAUACUAGAAGACAUUGGAGGACAGAUAAAUGGAGAUAAAGGGAUAGUUCAUGCAACACUUGGAACUGGGAAGUGUCAUAAAGAUAACCUGGGUAUCUUAGCUACCUACGUAUCUAGGAUUGAGAUGGACUUGGGCUUCCAGACUAAUAAUAACGAGAGAAACCAAAAUUUGAACUGGACUGGACUGGACUGGACUGGACUGGACUGGAC
Messenger RNA from Hypoxylon fragiforme, 1930 nucleotides. RefSeq lists its product as uncharacterized. Lineage: Eukaryota; Fungi; Ascomycota; Sordariomycetes; Xylariales; Hypoxylaceae. The record is from RefSeq and is a predicted model, not a curated record. Bases 249 to 1208 code for a protein of 319 amino acids. The transcript is spliced from 4 exons. Gene Ontology annotation, molecular function: RNA binding.